Messenger RNA from Leucoraja erinaceus (little skate), 1879 nucleotides. It is a transcript of the gene chmp4ba, whose product is annotated as charged multivesicular body protein 4Ba. Lineage: Eukaryota; Metazoa; Chordata; Chondrichthyes; Rajiformes; Rajidae. Gene Ontology annotation, biological process: late endosome to vacuole transport via multivesicular body sorting pathway; vesicle budding from membrane. The record is from RefSeq and is a predicted model, not a curated record. Bases 145 to 816 code for a protein of 223 amino acids. The transcript is spliced from 5 exons. Gene Ontology annotation, cellular component: cytoplasmic side of plasma membrane; multivesicular body; ESCRT III complex.
GUCACGGCGUCCCGGUGGUUGACGUCAGGUUGACGUGAGCUGGGCCUGAGGCAGGCGGGCGGUCGUCGAGACGAGUCCGUGUGAGGAGAUCCCGGCGGCGGAUUAGCGGCACAGCCGAGGCCCCGGGCCGCACCGCAUCGCAUCAUGAACGUCUUCGGCAAGUUGUUCGGCUCGGCCGGCAAGUCGGGCAAAGGGACUACCCCGCAGGAGGCCAUCCACCGGCUGCGGGAGACCGAGGAGAUGCUGACCAAGAAGCAGGAUUUCCUGGAGAAGAAGAUCUACCAGGAGCUGAUCACCGCCAAGAAGCACGGCACCAAGAACAAGAGAGCUGCUCUGCAGGCCCUAAAGCGCAAGAAGAGGUACGAGAAGCAGCUGACACAGAUCGAUGGCACGUUGUCCACAAUCGAGUUCCAGAGAGAAGCCUUGGAAAAUGCAAACACGAACACAGAAGUACUCAAGAACAUGGGCGUCGCUGCCAAUGCAAUGAAAACUGCUCAUGAAAACAUGGACAUUGAUAAGGUAGACGAACUAAUGCAAAACAUCACAGAGCAGCAGGAAUUGGCGCAAGAAAUCUCCGAUGCCAUUUCAAAACCUGUCGGAUUCGGCGAAGAGUUUGAUGAGGAUGAUCUGAUGGCUGAGCUGGAAGAACUGGAGCAAGAAGAGCUGGACAAAAACCUGCUGGAAAUCGGAGAAGCAGAAAACGUGCCUCUUCCCAACGUCCCUUCAACCUCUCUCCCAGAAAGACCAGUAGCCAAGAAGAAGGAAGAGGAGGAUGAUGACAUGCGAGACCUGGAAGAGUGGGCUAAGGCGAUGUGAGAGUGGCGACCCCCUGUAACACAUGGACAUUGUCGUAUGUCAUGGCUGUGGGUGUUUAGUUGUACGUCGAGGGUUGCGAGCAGAGUAAAUUUCUGAAUGGCCGCUUGAAUGCAUUUUGCGGAGGGGGAAGGGGGUGUGCAGUGUGGCAACGUGGUUUGUUUCUACGUGAUGGGGAAAGAGAAAAACACUCCUUUUGGUACUUUUUUAAAUCUUAUCAUUCAUUGGAUUUUCACUCGUGUUGAUGACUACAGGGCAGACGUUCGAUUCUUGGGACAUCUCUCUCCCUCUCUUUCCACCCUCCCGGGACAGGUGCGCCACACCCCUCUCCCCAUCCCACCCAUUGUAGUGCCACUCAUUAUAUAAUGUCCUUUAGUUCCUUUCUAAGUGCUGUGGUGCCUAUUUUCAUUUUUACAAACAAUGGAAUUCCUGUAACACAUUCAUAAUUGUUUGAGGUGGUGGCAUAUUUGAUCAACACAGUGGCUUUUCUGCUAUUUUUGAUUAAUUCUUUCUCAAAAAAAAUCUCAAUUGAAGACCUUUUUCAAAAAGUUUUUUUUUUCCAGCAAGGAGCUCUUUAUUUAAAAAGCUUGUAAAUUAUUCACUUCCCCACAAAAUUUAAGCUGCUUAAGAAUAUAUUUUAUUCAGAUAUAAGGAAAUGAUUUGGUGAGUUUGUUUGCUGUCCUUGUGCCUCUGCGAUUUUUGCUUUUUGUUUUUGCUUAAAGGUUUUUUUGUUGUUUUUGGGUGCAGUUGCUGGUUUAAGAUGACUAUUUCUAAAUUCCUGGGUGUCUUUCAAAGAUUAAGGUGUGCUUGCUUGUAUUUUUCUGCUCAUCUGGUACAAUUUAGUUUUCUUUUUUCUAUUCUGGACUUACAGAAGCCUAUAACACACCGCCUCGCCUGUAUGCUGCUUCAGCUAAAAAAUAUAUUUUCCUCAUAAACAUGGGCUGUAUACGGCACAAUGGUGGCAUGACGGAACUCCUCAAUCCAGUACAAAAUCAACCUAAUCUUACUUAAACAUGCUGUAAAUAUGUUAAGAGAAAAAAAAAUAAAGUUUCUUUUAAUGUAAUAA